Messenger RNA from Dibothriocephalus latus, 249 nucleotides. NCBI's taxonomy places the organism in Eukaryota, Metazoa, Platyhelminthes, Cestoda, Diphyllobothriidea, Diphyllobothriidae. The record is from the annotation of a GenBank genome assembly.
AUGGCGCCCUUCAAUCCCUACUUUAUACCUCAUCCCGCAAUGUUGCCACCGCACUCCGUCUACCAUUAUCCCUGCGAGUUCCUCUCCGGUCCUCCGCAAUUCAAGCCGACUGCCAGUUUCACAGAGGAGGAAUGCGCUGCCAUUGUCAAAGUCCUCUCAAAGAUUGCGCAACCAAAGUCGAUACAAGAGAUAAGUAUCGAGGUCUGGAAGGCAGCGAGCAAGAAAGAGAUGCGGUACCUGGAAAAUUAG